AUGUCUUCAUUCACCUUUUCAUGGCCAAAAGGUCCUCAAGAAGUUAUCCUUACUGGUACUUUCGAUAACUGGGCUAAAACUUUAUAUUUAGUCAAACAAGCUGAUGAAUCAUUCUCUUUAACUGUUCCAUUCCCAAAAUCCGAUGAACCAGUUCUUUAUAAAUAUGUUGUUGAUGGUGAUUGGGUUGUAUCCACAACUCAAAGAAUUUCAAAAGAUGAAAGUGGUAAUGAAAAUAAUAUUUUAGAAGCUUCUGAUUUAAUUGAACCAAAAUCAGUUUCUGGUUCUUCUAUUCCUGAAGCUGGUGGUUUAAUUGCUGCCACUGGGUUAGGAGCUGCUGGUAUUGCAGCCGUUGCUGCCACUACUCAUACUGAUGAUUUAAAAACUACUGUUUUACCAUCAACUGAAGGUGUUCAAACUACUUUAGGUGAACCAGGUAUUCAUGUUCCAAAAGAUCCAGAAGCUUUAGCUGCAUUUGAACAAGUGAGAGAUGUUGAUCCAAAAACUUUAAAUGAACCAGAAUUAUCAGCUGAAGAAAAGAAAAAACAAAAGAAGAAAGUGAAGAGAACUCAAUAUAAAAAUAAAAAGAAGAAGAAGGCUGCUGGUGAUGCUACUUCUACUACUGAAGGUGAAACCACCGAAGAACAAACUCCAGAACCAACUUCUAAAGAUGAAGAAUUGGCUGUUGCCGCUGCUGCUACCGCUGCUGGUGCUGCUGGUGUAACUGCUGCUGUUGCCGGUGUUCCAGUUGCCGCUGAACAUGAAGUUGAAGCUCCAAAGGAAGUUGUUCCAGAAACCAAAGCUGAAGAAGCCGUUCCAGAAGUUAAGGAUGCUGAAGAAGUUGUUCCAGAGACUAAGGCUGAAGAAGAAGUUGUUCCAGAAACUAAGGCCGAAGAAGAAGUUGUUCCAGAAACCAAAGCUGAAGAAGAAGUUCCAGAAGUUAAAGAAGCUGAAGAAGAAAUUCCAAAGACUUUAGAUCCAAAGGCUGAGGCUGAACCAGAAGUUGAACCAGUUGCCGAAACUGUCACCGAACCAGUUGCAAAUGGUGAAGCUGCUGCUGUUGAAAAAGAAGUUGAUGCUUCUCCAGUUGUCAAAAAACCAAAGUCAUACGAAUCAGAUGAAGAAAUAGUCAUCGCUCAAGGUACUGACGCAAAGAAAGAUAUUGCUGCUCAAAUUGCUGCUCAAGAAGGUGAUGUUACUGUUGAAGAAAUCCAACCAACUGAAUCAGAAAAAGCUAGAUUAACCUCAGAAGCCAAUAUUCCAAAAGCUGAAGCUAAAGUUGCUGCUACCAAGGCUGCUACUCCAGCCAAGGCCAAGGUUCCUGCUGCUUCUUCUACUGCUGAUAAGAAGAAGAAAGAAAAGAAACCAAACUUCCUUGUAAGAUUAUUCAAGAAAUUAGGUGAUUAA
Scheffersomyces coipomensis is the source of this 1404-nucleotide messenger RNA. RefSeq names its product Mdg1p (gene MDG1). Gene Ontology annotation, biological process: signal transduction. The record is from RefSeq and is a predicted model, not a curated record. The coding region runs from base 1 to 1404 and encodes 467 amino acids. Gene Ontology annotation, cellular component: nucleus; cytoplasm; nucleotide-activated protein kinase complex. The transcript has 2 exons. Gene Ontology annotation, molecular function: protein kinase binding. NCBI's taxonomy places the organism in Eukaryota, Fungi, Ascomycota, Pichiomycetes, Serinales, Debaryomycetaceae.